CAGAGAGACCUGACCCUGAGGCAGGUGAGGAGGUCCAGGGAGCAAUGGGUUUCGGCGUAGUGCACCUCCUCGACGCGGUGUUCCGCCGCAUGUUCCGGUCGGCCGGCCUCCGCCCGGGCUCGGCCACGGUGAACGCCGAAGACGACACGGUCAUCCACUACUGGGCCCACCCGUCCCUCCUCCGCCCGCCGCCCUCCGACUCCGACUCCGAGCAGCGGCAGCCGGUGGUGGUGCUGAUCCACGGGUUCGGGCCGGACCCGACGUGGCAGUGGGCGGCGCAGGCGGGCCCGCUGUCGCGCCACUUCCGCCUGGUGGUGCCGACGCUGCUCUUCUUCGGGGCGUCCGGCACGCGCGCGCCCGCGCGGUCCGACGCCUCCCAGGCCGCCGCGCUCGCCGCGCUGCUCGCGGGCCCGGGCCAGCAGCACCUCCCGGGCCUCGGCGCCGGCCGCACCGUGCACGUGGUGGGCACCAGCUACGGCGGCCUCGUGGCGUACCACCUCGCCCGGGAGCUGGAGCGGCAAGGCGGCGGCGUUCGCGUCGGCAAGGUGGUGCUGUGCGACUCGGACGCGUGCAAGGGCGCCGAGGACGACCGCGCGCUGGCGGCCAGGAGCGGCGUGGCGGAGGUGGCGGAGCUGCUGGCGCCCGCCGACACCCGGGCGCUGCGCCGCCUCAUGGCGGUCUGCGCCCACCGCCCCGUCAAGUACGUCCCCGAGUGCCUCCUCCGCGACAUGCUCCGGAGAUACUUCGCGGACAAGAGGGAGGAGAAGAUGGCGCUCAUCAGAGGGAUCGCCACCGGAGAAGGCUUCGAGCUUGCUCCGCUGCCUCAGGAGGUGCUCAUCAUCUGGGGAGAGUUCGACCAGAUCUUCCCGGUGGACAAAGCGCACAAGGUGAAAGAGAAGCUCGGGGAGAAGGCGACGGUGAAGGUGAUCCCCAACGCGGGGCACCUGCCGCAGCAGGAGGACAGCAAGCUCUUCAACCGAGUCCUCCUCGACUUCCUGCUGCGCCCUUCCUCCACCGCCGCCUGACCUCCAACGGCAGCGCCCAAGCCAAACAGCUUAUAGCUCGCUCGGCUGCCGCCUUUUGUUUCCGGCGUUCUUGUUUGUUUGUAGAGUGGAGAGGAGGCGCUGCCGCCUUUUGUUUUUGUUUUUCUCCAUGGCUGGCUUGUUUUGAAAUUCAAGAGGGUGGCAAUGUGCAGAUCCUA
Zea mays is the source of this 1201-nucleotide messenger RNA. RefSeq lists its product as uncharacterized. The transcript has 4 exons. NCBI's taxonomy places the organism in Eukaryota, Viridiplantae, Streptophyta, Magnoliopsida, Poales, Poaceae. The coding region runs from base 45 to 1025 and encodes 326 amino acids. The record is from RefSeq and is marked validated.